Scaptodrosophila lebanonensis is the source of this 2842-nucleotide messenger RNA. Its product is annotated as aminopeptidase N. Gene Ontology annotation, molecular function: metalloaminopeptidase activity; peptide binding; zinc ion binding. Gene Ontology annotation, cellular component: cytoplasm. The record is from RefSeq and is a predicted model, not a curated record. Lineage: Eukaryota; Metazoa; Arthropoda; Insecta; Diptera; Drosophilidae. Gene Ontology annotation, biological process: peptide catabolic process; proteolysis. The coding region runs from base 74 to 2773 and encodes 899 amino acids. The transcript is spliced from 6 exons.
UGUGGUGAGCGAAGCAGACGUGUUUUCCGAGUAUUUGUAUAUUAUUUACCAAAUUAAUCGCCAUUUAAUUAUCAUGUAUUGGCCAAUUCUGCUGCUUAUUUUUGCCGUGGCAUCGACGCAGCCAACGUAUGAUUAUUUCCGCCUACCUCGCGCUGUGGAGCCGCAACACUAUGAUCUGCGCAUACUCACACAUCUGGAUGAUCCUGAAAAACUGCGAUUUGAAGGAUCAGUCAAGAUCAAACUGAACGUCUUGGAGGAUACCAAAAACAUAACGUUGCAUGCCAAAAACUUGACGAUCGAUGGAACGAAUAUUAUGCUAAGAGAGUUGGCUGCAAGUAACUCAACAAAAUGCAUCGACCAUAUCGAGUUGAAUACCAAAUACGAGUAUUAUAUAAUACAGCUAUGCACAGAGCUGAGAGCGGGCCUUCAACAUGAGCUUACUAUUCCAUUUGAGGGUGUUUUGAAUGGAAAUCGAACGGGCUAUUAUAAGAGCUCCUACAAGGAUGUCCAAUUAAACAAAACGCACUGGUUCUCAAUGACACAAUUCUCUCCGACCUUUGCACGCCUAGCGUUUCCCUGUUUCGAUGAACCGGAUCGCAAGGCCACAUUUCGAAUAACACUCGGCUACCACAAGCAGUACAGGGGAUUCACCAAUACGCCUCUACACAAAUGUGAGCCACACGCAUCUCUUGAGAACUACGUCUGGUGCGAGCAUGAGAAAUUGCUAAGAACUUCCACAUAUUUGGUGGCAUAUGCUGUACACAAUCUUACGAACGCAUCCACUAUCAUAAGCGAUGCACGUAAUAGAGUUGAAUUCCGUAGCUGGAUUCGUCCGGAUGCUGUAAAUCAAACCAAGUAUUUCUCACAAUUUGCACCCAAAGUGUUCGCGUACAUCGAAGAGUUGUGCAAUCUAAGCUUUCCUUUGAACAAAAUUGAUCAGCUGAUUACACAGGAUCACAAAUUUUCGGCGAUGGAGAACUGGGGAUUAGUUACGUUUCAAGAUAAAGCAUUUCUCUACGAUGAAAGGAACACUUCGACAGCAGCAAUGGAGAGUACAGCAAAGACUAUAGCACAUGAGUAUGCACAUCAGUGGUUCGGAAAUUUGGUCACCAUGAAAUGGUGGGACAAUCUUUGGCUGAAGGAAGGAUUCUCCACAUAUUUUGCAUACUUGGGCAUCGAUCACGAGCAGCCAGAUUGGAACUUUUCCCUCCGCCAAAUACGCCAAACCCUAGGACAGUUUUUCCACAAUGACGCAUUUGAAGAAACCACUGCAAUCUCUCGAGCAGUGGAGGGGCCGAUUGAGAUACUCGAGAAUUUUUCCACAUAUGUGUAUGAGAAGGGCGCACUAAUGGUGCGCAUGCUGCACAAAAUAUUGGGCGAUGAUUCGUUCUUUGCUGGUAUACACAGCUAUUUGCAGCGCCACGCCUACUCAAAUGUGGACGAAGCUGAUUUGUGGAGAGCGUUUGAUGAGGUGACGCUACUGGGGGUCAACCUGAGCACUUGGACGCUGCAGCGGGGCUAUCCCUUAGUGAGUGUGGAACGCAAUUACUCGACGUCUACUGCAAUAUUGAGCCAAAAACGUUUUCUAUUGUUGGAUAAAGAGGGGGAAGAUUGUUGGUGGGUGCCCAUAACCUACGCUCGUCAACGAGAUAUGAACUUUGAAAGAACGCAGCCAACGCUUUGGCUGCAGUGUCCCACAGUGGCUGAAACGGAGCUAACACAUAUCGCAGGUGCAAAUGAGUGGAUCAUCUUGAAUCCGCAGGUGAACUCCAUAUACAGGGUGAACUAUGACGAACAUAACUGGCGAUUGAUCAUAGAAACAUUGAACAGUGCCAGCGAUUUCGAUCGCAUUCAUGUACUGAACCGAGCUCAACUAUUGGACGACAUGAUGGCUUUGGCUUGGAAGGGGCCGCAGAGCUAUAAAAUGGCCUUCAAUAUGUUAGCCUAUUUGCCACUGGAGCGGGACCUUUUGCCUUGGCAGGCAGCCACAAGCAGCCUAGGUAGAAUUCAGGAUCUUCUAACAAUUGAACAAGCAGACAUUUACAAGAUCUAUAUGCAAAAGCUACUAACACCGCUAUAUCAGCGGCUUAGAAGAUCAACAGCUAUGCUCUGUAGUCCUAGGCAGCCGGAGCAAAUUGAAUUUGAAAGAUUGGUGUAUAGACUGGCUUGUCGCUACAAUGUGUCCGAUUGUGUACCAUGGAUCUUGGGCUACUAUACUGGUGCCCCUAUCGACGCACUGGCUGUGCCGGUGGACCUUCGCGAUAUUGUUUAUUGCACAGCCAUUGAACACGGAAGCGAAAUUGACUUUCAAUUGAUAUUGUCGCACUUCAAAAACUCCACAAUUCCAAGUCAGAAAAUAGCUUUUGGCAAAGCCUUAGGAUGUACACGCAGUUUUCAGCAUCUACAAAAAGUCCUCGACUCUGUGUUAAAUUCAAGUGAAGUGAAAAUUAGAGAACAUUUUCCAACAAUUGUCGAAGCGGCCUCAAGAAACCCACAUAUUGCAAGAGAGGCCAGAACUUACUUUUUGAACAGCGCCGAAAUAGUUGUUGAAAAAUUUGUGGCCAAGGAAUUAAAGAGAACUAUCUAUGCACUGCCUGCUGGAGUUACAUCCCGGAAGGAAUACGAGAGCCUAACGCAACAAUUUGUCGCUUUUAAAAAAUUCGAUGAGCUAACAAAACACGCUGCGGAAAGCAGUUUGAUUAAUUUACAAUGGAUCGAAAAUCGUUCUGGGGAGUUCUUUACGGAGUUAAAGAAAGUUGUGGAACAAGAUUAAGCCAUAAAGGGAAGUUGGUUAUUCUCUUUCUUAACAUUUUUAAUUACGAAAAUAAACAUUGCAGCAUUU